AUGACACAUGUAGCUCAAAUUCACAGUCUUCUCAUACAUUGCAGUCAUGCAAUAAUACCUAUUCUUCAACCAGCACCUCGUGAAUUGCCGUACAACACUGGGGAACAAUCCUUGCGAUUGUGCUUACAGGAAUUCGAUACAAGUACAUAAGAGAAUGAUAGGA
Molecule: messenger RNA, 163 nt
Organism: Acanthoscelides obtectus
Lineage: Eukaryota; Metazoa; Arthropoda; Insecta; Coleoptera; Chrysomelidae
Source: the annotation of a GenBank genome assembly